AUUGGGCAGCGGCAGCGGCGGCGGCGGCGCGUGCCCGAGGCAGUAUCCUGGCCCCGCCCUCUCUGGGCCCGCGGGCUUCACUCGCUCCCUCCAUCACUCGCUCACCGACUCUCUCUGUGUCUCUGCAGCAUGGCCGAUUACCUCAUCAGCGGCGGCACCGGCUAUGUGCCCGAGGACGGGCUCACCGCACAGAUACUCUUCGCCUCCGCUGACGGACUCACUUACAAUGACUUCCUGAUUCUCCCUGGUUUCAUUGACUUCGCUGCUGAUGAAGUGGACUUGACCUCAGCUCUCACCAAGAAAAUCACCCUGAAGACUCCCCUUGUCUCCUCUCCCAUGGACACAGUGACAGAGUCUAGCAUGGCGAUUGCUAUGGGGGUGAGUGUCAAGAAAACCAGCCUGUGUUCUUUUUAUCACAUGGAUUCUUUAAUGGGUGGAAUUGGAUUCAUUCACCACAACUGCACCCCAGAGUUUCAAGCUAAUGAGGUCCGCAAAGUUAAGAAGUUUGAGCAGGGCUUCAUCACCGAUCCGGUGGUCAUGAGCCUCCAACACACGGUUGGGGAUGUCUUUGAAGCCAAAUUGCGGCAUGGCUUCUCGGGAAUUCCAGUCACAGAAACGGGAAAGAUGGGAAGCAAGCUGAUGGGGAUUGUCACCUCGCGGGAUAUUGACUUUCUGUCGGAGAAGGAUUACGACACGGCCUUGAGCGAGGUGAUGACGAAGCGAGAAGACCUAGUUAUUGCUCCAGCUGGUGUAACCCUCAAGGAAGCCAAUGAAAUUCUGCAACGCAGCAAGAAAGGGAAACUGCCAAUUGUUAAUGACAUGGAUGAGCUGAUCUCCAUCAUUGCACGGACGGACCUAAAGAAGAACCGUGAUUACCCCCUGGCCUCAAAAGACUCAAGAAAACAGCUGCUGUGUGGCGCAGCUAUCGGUACAAGGGAGGAUGAUAAAUACCGGCUGGACCUCUUGAUGCAGGCUGGGGUGGAUGUUGUUGUGUUGGAUUCAUCCCAGGGAAACUCCGUCUUCCAGAUAAAUAUGAUCCGUUACAUUAAGCAGAAAUAUCCAGAGUUGCAGGUGGUUGGUGGGAAUGUGGUGACAGCAGCACAAGCCAAGAAUCUGAUUGAUGCGGGAGCGGAUGCUUUACGGGUUGGGAUGGGCUGUGGAUCGAUCUGCAUCACUCAGGAAGUUAUGGCUUGCGGAAGACCUCAGGGGACUGCGGUGUACAAAGUGGCGGAGUAUGCUCGCCGGUUUGGGGUCCCAGUCAUUGCUGAUGGUGGAAUCCAGACAGUUGGACAUGUGGUGAAAGCUCUGGCCUUGGGAGCCUCGACAGUGAUGAUGGGUUCGUUACUGGCUGCUACCACGGAGGCCCCUGGUGAGUAUUUCUUCUCCGAUGGAGUGAGGUUGAAGAAAUAUCGUGGCAUGGGAUCCUUGGAUGCAAUGGAAAAAAACACAAACAGUCAGAAACGCUACUUCAGUGAAGGUGAUAAGGUAAAAGUGGCCCAGGGAGUGUCAGGAUCGGUUCAGGACAAGGGCUCGAUCCAGAAGUUUGCACCAUACCUGAUCGCAGGGAUACAGCAUGGGUGUCAGGACAUUGGAGCCAAGAGCCUCUCCAUCUUAAGGUCAAUGAUGUACUCGGGAGAAUUGAAGUUUGAAAAGAGAACCAUCUCCGCUCAGGUAGAAGGAGGUGUGCAUGGUCUGCAUUCUUACGAGAAGCGGCUUUACUGAAGAGGGAGGCGUUGCCCACCAGGCCAUAGCUCCCAACGUCCCCUCCCCACUGGCCGUCAAAUCGCACAGGCGCCCCUGACCACCUCCCUCUGCCCCUCACGCAGAGACAGCAACCCCGCUCUGUGACUCCUGGCUUGUGAUGCACAAUUCCUUUUUUUUGUUCUUGGACUUUUGUAACUUGGAGCUGUGAAGAAUGUAGCAAGAGAGAAAGAAAGCAGCAACAUCACCACCACUGCACCCAGAGAGAGCGCGCGAGUUGUCGAUGUGAUCACCUGCUGUAUACUCGCUAUCUAUCCAUGACCAGGAAAUGAGCCUGGUAUAAAGCUAUUUACAGCAAGAUUUCACUGAUAGUUUCACUGAACAGACUUGAGCCGCAACUUUUUUGUCACCAGAAGUAUUCGUAUUUUUGUUUAAAAAUAAUAUAUAUGUGUAUGGAGGGGAGUGGUGGAGAAAUGAGAUUCUUUUUCAGUCCCAAAAAGCAGUGUCACCAAAAGGGGAAGGGAGGGACAUUCAGGUUUACAAUGUCGCAUCCUCCCUGCUACAUACACAACAGUUGAUGCAUUGUUUAAUGGAUGGGGAUGAUUUUUUUGUCAUUUUAACUAGCUCUCUGCUGCACAGCAGAAAAUGAGGGAGUUGUUCAGUUCAAUGGGGUCUUGAAAGGGCUGGGAGGCUGCUGUUUACUCUUUUCAAAUUCCCAGAGGCAUGCUGGACAUCCCACAUCUCAUUCAGUUGAGUGGUUGAAGUCUCACCUCCCUGUGUCGAGAGUUGGAGGCACUCCUUUGGAACUGCUCUCAUCAUCAAACAAAGGAUUUGGGAGGUGAGACGGUGGCGAUAAUGUCACUGGACAAGUAAUCCAGUACCUCAUGCAUCAUUUCCCAGUUCUGUUUGUUUGAGCUGUGGGAAAAUCCUCCAAACUAAAAUAAUUCUGAAUGAAGUUCACUUUCUCUUUCCCAUUUCAGUACAUUCAAACUAUUCCCCUACCCCAUCCCCUUGCUCCACCCAUCAAUCUCUAGCCAGUUAACAUGCCCUCAAGUGAAGUUGAGAUCCCUUUGGUAUGUUAACCACAAGUGUAGGCUCUGCAGAAUCGGAUGUGGAUGAGAAAUACUUCAAUUCUGCCACUUGUUGUUGGAUGAAACUUGAUGAGAAAUCUGACACAAUUCAAUGCCUGUAAAGAUCUAAAACAGAACGAAAUGAAAUAAAUGCAGUUUGAUUUUGAAAAUA
Messenger RNA from Carcharodon carcharias (great white shark), 2943 nucleotides. RefSeq names its product inosine-5'-monophosphate dehydrogenase 1. Gene Ontology annotation, molecular function: IMP dehydrogenase activity. The record is from RefSeq and is a predicted model, not a curated record. Lineage: Eukaryota; Metazoa; Chordata; Chondrichthyes; Lamniformes; Lamnidae. Gene Ontology annotation, biological process: GTP biosynthetic process. Bases 130 to 1722 code for a protein of 530 amino acids. The transcript has 14 exons. Gene Ontology annotation, cellular component: cytoplasm.